Ichthyophthirius multifiliis is the source of this 177-nucleotide messenger RNA. RefSeq lists its product as hypothetical. The transcript has a single exon. Lineage: Eukaryota; Ciliophora; Oligohymenophorea; Hymenostomatida. The record is from RefSeq and is a predicted model, not a curated record.
AUGGAUAAAGAUGUUAAAGCUGCUCUUUAAAAAAACAAAGAAGUUGUCAAAAAAGUAUUAGAGAUUUAUAAAAAAGAUGAAGACUUAAAUGUUUCUUCUAGUGGAUUUACUAUUGAUUCUUCUAGUUAUAUUACUUAAAUGAAUGAAGAAACUGGAUAAAAUGAAAGAGUUUAAUGA